AACGGCCGAACGGGGACUGUUCUUCAGCUUUCACACAAACUGCUUCUCCCAAUUUCUCAGGAAAAGGAAUCCCCAAAUCUUCGUUUCUUCUCCGCCGAUCUCUCAAUCUUGAAAUGGGUAUUUCAUGGAGUAACAGAAGAAGAAACAUCCAUCUUCAAAACCCACCUCCGCCGCCGCCGCCGCCUCCUCCUCCACCGCCCUACCUUUCAUCUUCCUCUUUCUAUUUUCCAUCUGAACCCCAAUCUCUUUCUCCUACUCCACCACCACCACCGCCGCCGCCGCCGCCACCGCUGCAAACCCAUCAUUUCACCAAUUCCCACCCUCCUCCGCCGCACAGCCAUCCUUACGGUCCAACUCCUCAUCCUCCUGCCCCUGCGCCUCAAUCCUAUUACUUUUCCGGUGGGUACAAUUCGUGUAAUUAUGGGAACUCUACGAUGGGGCGUUUCAAUUUUCACCCUCAUUAUGCCAAUCAGAGUAAUGGGUGGCCCCAAAUUCGGCCGGGCAUGUGUCCGCCGAUGCUUCCAUCACCGCCUUUGCCUUUGGUGGAGCAUCGUCAAACGAAGAAGGUUAGAAAUGAUGUGAAUGUGCAUAAGGAUACUUUAAGGAUUGAGGUGGACGAGCAGAACCCUGAUCAUCAUUUGGUUUCUUUCGUUUUUGAUGCUUUGUAUGAUGGAAGCAUAACCAUUCUAUUCUUCGCCAAGGAAGAGCUCAACUGUAGCUUUGUUCCAGUAUAUCCCGAUGCCUUCAAGCCAGUAAAAGUCCCAUUUCAGAAGGGUCCUGCUCAGAAAUUCUUUCAGCCUGUGGGAACUGGCUUUGACUUGGGAUUUUUCGACUGCGACGACCUCUCGAAACCUUCACCUGCUGAAGACAUUUUCCCUCUUGUUAUAUCAGCUGAGACUUGUUCGCCCUCUCAGUCGGACGACGAACGAAUUGGUGAGCCUCGACGAGAUAACUCACACAUGCAAAUCACUCAAGCUGUUUUGGAGAAGAAAAAUGGUAGUCCUUUCCAAGUAAGAGUGAUUAGGCAACUACUAUGGAUUGAUGGAGUGAGAUAUGAAUUGCGCGAGAUAUUCGGAAUAGGGAGUUCAUCGGCAGAAGGUUUCGACGAUAAUGACUCCGGGAAGGAGUGUGUGAUAUGCAUGACUGAACCGAAGGAUACCGCUGUAUUACCAUGCCGACAUUUGUGCAUGUGCACUGAUUGUGCCAAGGAACUGAAGCGUCAAUCCAACAAAUGUCCUAUUUGUCGUCAACCGAUCGAAGAACUUAUCGAAAUCAAGAUAAACAAUAGCGACCCGUGAGAAUUACCUGUUCAUCCUAUGUUGGAUCGCCCUGGUAUGGCUGUCAAAUUCUUUGGUUUUUGAUGUGUCAUAGUCCCACAUACUGCAUUCUUUACCCCCACACACACACACAUGUAUAUGUAUAUUACUUUGUUCCUCCCAUACACAAUACAAGUGCAUCUCAUGUCUAACUAUCGAAUAACGCGCCAUACCGGUCGUCUGAUGCCCGACUUUCUACUGUAAUGUAUGAUUCAAACACUUAGCGUUCGUGGUGUUUGCGUGCUGUUAGUACUCGUGUUGAUGAUUGAAUACAAGAAUUGGGUGUGGUUGAA
Cucurbita moschata (crookneck pumpkin) is the source of this 1609-nucleotide messenger RNA. Its product is annotated as probable E3 ubiquitin-protein ligase LUL4. NCBI's taxonomy places the organism in Eukaryota, Viridiplantae, Streptophyta, Magnoliopsida, Cucurbitales, Cucurbitaceae. Gene Ontology annotation, molecular function: ubiquitin protein ligase activity. Gene Ontology annotation, biological process: protein ubiquitination. The coding region runs from base 114 to 1298 and encodes 394 amino acids. The record is from RefSeq and is a predicted model, not a curated record. The transcript is spliced from 3 exons.